Molecule: messenger RNA, 6871 nt
Organism: Strigops habroptila (Kakapo)
Lineage: Eukaryota; Metazoa; Chordata; Aves; Psittaciformes; Psittacidae
Gene: NTMT2
Product: methyltransferase like 11B
Exons: 4
Coding region: 3414-3968 (184 amino acids)
Biological process (GO): N-terminal protein amino acid methylation
Cellular component (GO): cytoplasm
Molecular function (GO): N-terminal protein N-methyltransferase activity
Source: RefSeq, a predicted model, not a curated record
CAUUUAAUCUCAUCUUCUGCAAGAAACAGUAGUGAUGUGUUAUAAAUGACAUGCACUGUGCCCAAUCACAUAUAUUUUAAAUGGCACCAUAUGUCAUAUUUGAUAUGCAGUCACAGGUUAUAACUGACUGUCACCGGGUCAAGUAAUGUGUUCUGCCAGCUCAUGCAUCAUCAGGAAUAUACAUUUUGCCUGGCCGUAUGUCAUUAUUUACCUGUUUUGCAUCCUUUUCUUAGACUCCAAAGCUGCAAAGAGGAUUGGGCAAGUUCUUUUAUCUGUGUUUGGGUGGGAGAUUAAUUCUCAGUGCAGGACUGGGACCUUUCAUAAUGAAAUCCUUACUGGCUUCAGUGGGAGAUUUGUCUGUGCAAAUUCCUGCAGUCCAUUUGGGAAAGUAGCUGAGACUAAAUGCCAAGUUUCUGUUUUGCCUAUUUAUAGAUAUUUCUGAGAACACUGCAACAAAACCCAGCCCCGCGGUGCCACCUCUCCCCGCCCCCAAACAUGAGCAGUAUAUAGAAUAAGCUACCCAUUAGGAAAAAUAUUAUUUUCUUUAGUGUUCCAGUGUCACUGGGGACCUUUGCAAACAGAUUUCUAAAGGUCUGUAAACAUCUUCAAAGGUCUGCUUUGACCUGAGAUCUAGAGAAAUGCCAAGUGGGAUUUUAAAAUUGCCUACAAUAGCAAUAGCACUUUGGCACUUAGGUUUCUGAAAAUCCUGUUGAUGUCUUUGUGAACCUGCAAAUCUUUAAAGGUGUGGCCUGAUGGUUUUCUGACUGGUCUUUCCUCUUCCCAGGGGAAAAGCCUAUUAAAUUAGCUCAACAACAGUAUGAGAUGCUAAAGAAUCCACAAAGCCACAGGAAAACAAAUUUCUUAAGUUCUCCUGUUCACAAAAUGACUAGUUCUGUAUAACGCUACCAUAAAUCUUUCAUUUUCUGCUCAAAUGUACAAAUUUGGGAUAACCAGAUGACCUUUUUUUAGUCUUAAUGAUCCACUAUGGAAAAAAAGCUCAAUAGCUUAAUUAGAUGUUAUAUAUAAAAAAGGGCACAGUUUAAAUGGAUUGAGAUGGAAAAUGAAUGUGGCUUACCAACAGAUAGAAAUCCUGUAUAGCAGUGAAGAGCAACUGAUGGCAAAGUUUGCUGUACCUGACAGAGGGAGGCUUUUGGGGUAGUGAGCCAGCAAAACACAAGUGAGCAGUUACAUUUUUUCAUUUACAGUCAUUUGUAUUAAUGCCAAUGCAAAAAGGCUUCAAAACAUUUUAAAGCCUGACCGUAUCAGGCUUUUUACAAACACAAAAUAAGAAAAUACAAAGGAAGUUCAGCAAGGCAGCUGAACCUGAUGGUAAAAUGGCAUUUUCAGAAAAAAUGAAAUGCAAUUUUUAAGCCUUGAGCCAGCUCAAGGCAUAUUCCUUAAAUAUUACUUAAGUCUUGUUUUAAGGACAUUUUGUGGAAUUCAAGUGGUGUGUAAGAUUGUACUCAGGGAAGCAUUUUAUACUUCCUAGACAUCAUACAGACGCCGUUUCCGGAAUGGAAGGUUUAUACCACACUGCUACACUUUCUCAUCUCCAAGACCCAAAAAGGAAAGAACUACAGUCUGUAGCACAGUUUCACAUGCCAAACAAGUUGUACCCAAUGGAUCAGGUGUGAUGACAGAUACAGAAUACUCCAGAGCAGAGUUCCUACUCCUGUUAUUAGCUAGGGAUAGAAAGGAUACUGUGAAUGGCCAAGAUCAAACAAGAAAAAAAACCCAAAACCAAGAAAGGAAUCUGCAUGUUUUGCUGAUUCUGGUUUAGUUUGUUAAAGUCUGUCCUCUGUUGAGAUACAGUCGAUUGGUUAUGUUAUUUAUGGUUUAUUUUCCUUUCUUACUACUGCAAUUUGAAUCCUACUCAGACACAGAUACUUGCUGGCUUUCUGUAGUAGUGACUUUAUUGUAAAGCUAAUUUGAGUUAUGUCUUCCCAAGUUUAUGGCUCUAUGAAUAUUUUUUUUUUUCAAUAAGGUAAUCAAGGUAGAAAAAAGUAGUUUGCUUCACCUAUAAUAUAUAAAAUAUACUUUCUUCUUAAAAGAGAAGUUCGACAAAAUCAGGAAAUAGAAAAAUUAGUUUCAGAUCAACUGAACAUCCUUAAUUUAAUUUUUAAUUGUUUUCCCCUAUGAAAAACUUCUCCCUUUGUUUUUGAGAGUUCAAGUCAGUUCCAAAGUGAAAAAUGCUGUUUAGAAAUGAAAAGUUGACAAGUUGGGGUUUUUUCCUUGAAAGUUGUGAAAUAGAAGUAUCUUGACAUUUUCAACAUUCUUUCCCAUGUGUUUUGGCUAUAACUCUUUUCUAGAUUUGAAAUACCAAUUUUGCAGAGAGUUUUAUUCUUCCAAAACUUGAUUUUCUGGCAAAAUUAGUGCUCCUUAAAAAGCAGUUGCCCAGUUCCACUCAAAUUACCCCUCUUGAGUUAGUCUGCCUGGUAUGGAAAUGCCACACCAUGACAUUUCCCUUGCAUGACUGAUGUUGCAUACUUUCAGGUGUGGAAUUUCUUAGCAUGAUUCUUAGGACCACUGUAAAUUGAGCUACAGAUUUCUUUACCAUUGGAGAAUUUAUAUUGCCUAGGCACAUGGAAGGAGUUACAGAGAGGACUAAGAACUUCACUUAUAUUUUAGCCUGUCUCCUUCCCAGGCAAGUCAAACUGAGUUAAAAGUGCCACUGUGCUCAAGUUAAGAGGUUUUAUGUGUGUGUGGGCAGAACUCAAACCAAGAGCAACAUUACUUGAGCCAACAGUGCUGUACAGACAAGCUAUAGGCUGUCUUAGGUACAGUCAUACUUGAAGGGUUAUCAGCAGAGCUAUAGCAUUGAAUAUUUAUGGCAAUGUAUUCAUUCCAGUUAAAGCCUUGAUAUCCACAUAGACAGUGUGUUUUCAACUGCCUAAUCCAGAGGUAGUGUGUAAAAAAGGAAAUAAAGAAAACAGAGAAACCAUUAAUUCAGGAACAGUUGUGAGCUACAGGUGUGUGAAAUAAUACAGAUUAUAUUAACUUUAUAGCUCCCUUUCUGCCCUAAGCCCUUUCUCUCUUUCUGCCCUCAGUUCGCCUGCCUGAUUGGUUACUUGCUGAAUGAAAAGCUUCUUGAGAGUGAUUUUUCUUCUGUUUGAUCAGGGACAUGGAAGAGAUGCUGUUGAAAACCAGAUCUUAAAAAUUUUUUUAAUAGAAGGAAAACCACUGUGAUUUUUAUCGAUUUGUUGAACUCUGAUUUAUUUUUUGUCCUACACAUCUACACUGCUUUCCUGCCCUUCCAAGAUUUGAAGUAGCAUCAGGAACAUAUUCCACAGCUCUCUUAUCCCUAAGGAAAUUUCAAAGUGUGGAAUCAAGCUUCAUCUCCCAUGCUUGUUCCCUUUCCAUCUCCUCCAUGGCAAAUGGAGAUGUGUUAUCAGAGGUCCUUGCCAUGACGCAUCAUGGGAGAUGAAUUCCCUGUUUUGAGUGAGGGGGUGGGGAAAGCUGGCACCAACCGCGCCCUGGACUGUGGCUCUGGAAUAGGUCGUAUCAGCAAGCAUGUCCUGUUACCAGUUUUCAAGAGUGUGGAACUGGUGGAUAUGAUGGAGAAUUUCCUGGCUGAGGUCCCGAACUACCUGCAGGGCAAGGAGGACAGAGUAGAGAUGUAUUAUUGCAAAAGCCUCCAGGAAUUCACUCCAGCCCCACAAAGAUAUGAUGUCAUCUGGAUUCAGUGGGUUUCAGGAUAUCUGACAGAUAAAGAUCUCCUGGAGUUUCUCAUCCGGUGCCAGAAUGGCUUGAAGGAUAAUGGUGUUAUCAUUCUCAAGGACAAUGUAGCCAGGGAGGGCUGUAUCCUGGAUUGUCUGGAUAGUAGUGUGAUCCGAGACCUGAACAUCCUCCACAGCCUUAUUGAAAUGAGUGGACUCACCAUCCUGCGAGAGGAGAGGCAGGAGGGAUUUCCUGAGCAGUGUGUCCCUGUCUGGAUGCUGGCCAUGCAGAAAAGCCCUGGCCAUUCUUGAUUGUAUAGUGAGACUGCAGAGACUGGACUAUGGAUGAACCGCAGGACUGGGAAGGAGAAAAGCAUCUACUAGAAUCCUCCUAACCACACACUCUAGGGCAGCAACUCCUAGAGGAUCAGGAGAGAAUUACAAUUACAAUUAUUACAACUCCAGCAAAUAGUCUGCUUCUAAAUCUCUUAAAUCCUGCAUCCUUCAUCAUUCUCUCCAUUUUUAAAAGCCUUUCUAAGAGCUUCUUGUCAGAUCUCUCUUUCAUCAAGAAGUCAAUACUGGACAAAACUAACAGAAAAUAAUUAGGACUGAAGUCUUUGUAGUGGCUAACGCCUUUCGGAGUGUUCUAUAUGAGGUGUAAUGAAUAAGCAUAAUUUUUACUAUGGCAUUUUAAUCUUCUUGGAAUUUAAGAAGGAUCUAUCAGAUCACUGAAGCAGGAAAUUCAAAUACUUCUGGAAAACCUAACCCAAAUUUUGACUGUCAUUACUAUCUCUAAAUUAUUUGAACAAAAAAUAUAAGGAAAGUUUUAUCCAUUUGUUGGCAUCAGUUUCAUUUGGGGGGAGUUUGGUUUUGUUGGUUUUUUGCAUUUCUGUCAGUUUGGACAAUAAGAUGUCCUGGUUAAUUUUCCAUUAACCUGGUUAAUUUUCCAUUUUAGUUCCAUUUAGGAACUACUUUGUUUUCCUGAUGUUUCUGCCAUAGAACAAUAGUGGUGCAUAACGGUUUUCACACUCCGGGGUAAAACUUAGAUGACAAAUAUAUGCAUGUUUGCAUUGAAAUUUUGUGAAAAGAUUGCCCCACAAAUUACAUUCUGGAAAAUAUAUUUUCAAAAUGUUCACAGUGGAAACCACUUGAAAGCUUCUCUGUAUUAUACAUACCACUGUAAAUUUUUUGCUUUCCCACAUUCAGAACAAGCCUGGUACCAUAUGCAGCUAAUGGGAUUUCAUGAGGCGUUACUAGUAAGACUGUAAGAACUAAUACAGUAUUGUAUUAAUUAACAACUGUACUAAACUGCAGAGGGUGUUAGUGUAACCCAAAAACAUCUAUGAUUUACAUUCAAACAGCAGCUCUAGAAGCCUGGGUUUGAAAAUACUAACACAAAUACUAUCUCUUUAUGGCUCACAGAAAUUACACGUUAAGUUUUUCAUCCUCCUUAUAGAGGCACAGAAAGUGCUGUGGGAGGGCAGAAGUUCAUUUUGCAAAUAAAAUCAGAAUUUGCAAAUUCUGCUUCAUUCUGAGUGAGGACAAGAAGGGAGAAUUUUGAAGGAAAACCACGCAACCACAGACUUUUCCAUUCAGACAAAAUCAAAUGUUUAUCUUGAAUUGGACUUUUAAAAUAAUUUGCACUUAACAUAUCAUUAAAUGCAGUAAAAAGCAAAUUAAAUAUGGCUUGUUCAAAAUUCUGGAAAUUGAAUAAUAACAUUAGAAUGCACUCUUCUGACUCUGUCAGAAUUUUUAUCAUGUUUUAUUCCCUUGAAAUGCAAUUCUGGCAAAACUAACCAGCCUUUUUAAAGAGUUGCAUUAUCACAAACCUCCAUGGUCUGAUGGAAAGGGGUUCUAUAAAACAUCCUCCACAUGACUAUAGGCACAAUUGUCUGUGUUAAAUAUUGUCAUCUGUGUUAGAUUAAUUCACAUAGAAGCCUGAAGAUAACAAGAUCAGGGAACCUCUCAGCUGGAUUUUAGAACACUCUGCCAUCCUUUGAUAACAAAUCUCCAGUUUUGGUUUUAAUUGCAUAACUCAUCUUCUCUAGCAGUAUGGUUGCAUAUGUUGAGAAUUUCCAAUUUAUGGCAGAGGGCUUCCUGCCAUCAAAUCUUAUCCAGUAAUUGGUCUCUUAAUGUGGCAUCACUAAUUGUAGCAUUAAGGAAGACAACCCUGCUGAUUUGGUGAAUAUUCUGGCAUGUCAUAUAACCUAGAAACCUAUGGUUCCCAUGACACAGAUGCUUCUGAAUGUUUUGUCUAAUUUUUCCAUUCUAAUCAACUGGUAAUGGAUGUAAAUUUAGUAUAUAACAUUGAUAAAAACCUGAGGUGAACACUUACAUUCCGUAAUUGUCCCCAGAACUAAGUACUUCAAAUUCCCUUUAAGCUACUACAAUACUUUCAUUCUUGCCAAGGCUGCUAAAAGCUGGUGUGGUCUUUGCAUGCAUAUGAGUAUGUGCAUAUAUCUGAAGGAAAUCCAGCCAUUUGUUUCACAGGAAAGAGGAAUCAGUCUUAUAGUUAGUAACACUGGUUAACAAUAACAGGAGAAUAUUUAAAAGGCCUUUACAUGGAUUACAAAUUAAUUUGUCCUUCAUAAUUUUUUCUUGCAGCCAGAGCCGUUUGUCAUGGUACAGAAUACUUGGGGAUUGCUGGAGAUCAUAGUACAAUCGUGCCUGUGCCAGGCAUGACUGAAUGGUGUUGAUCACUACAACGGUGAGAGAAUGGCAUUGUGGAAGUAGGGAAGUAAACAAUUUUAUACAGAUCUAAACAGCUGCCAUCUCUCACAGGGCAGAAUAUAUCAGCUGUUCACUUACAUAUCAGUGUGGGUGCCAUUCAGUAGUGAGAGAUAUGGUUCCAAGAUGGAUAUAGAAUGUAAAGGGGUUUAGGAUGAAAGGUAGAAUAUAAAUGACUGGUACUGUUAUCAGUGAAAUACAAUUUUCAAGGCAAAAAUGGUCUUCCUCUGUUUUGUACAUCUUUCCUAUAUGAAUUUCCAGAAUACAUAUAUGUAAACAUGUAAUGAAAAUUGGUUCCCUUAGCUAUAUGAGAACAGAGACAAAUAAAAUCUCAACUUACUAGAAAAAUGCAUAUUUCAUGGUUCCCACAUUCCUGGAAAUUAAUGUUUCAUGGCUACGUUGCUUCCACAGUAAAAUAUUAAAGCUUUUCUGGUGACAUAAUGAACCUCAAGAGUAAAGACACACAAGCCCUCCAGGGCUUACAUGCA